AUGGCUGCCGAGGAACUGUCGGAGAACGGCGUAGCUGAUAUCAUUCGCGCACUUGAAGCUAUCCAUAGCACUACAUCUUCAAAUGAUCUUCGGAAAGAGGCGACACAAUUCGUUGAAUCUUUGAAAGAGAGCGAUGCAGCUGCCCGCAAUGGCUUCCUGCUGGCAUCCCGCGCGGAUCAUGCAUAUGUUGUACGAUAUUUUGGAUUGAGCUUAUUAGACCAUGCUUUGCGUCGUCUUUCGUUUGAUAACCCCGAAGAAGCUACAAAUCUACGUUCGAUGGUCUUGCAGCUUGCAGAGAAUGCUCGAGCCGAAGACCCUGCUUAUUUUCGUAAUAAAAUCCCUCAGCUCUGGUGUGAAGCUGCCAAGAAGACAUGGGGCAUGGAGUGGAUGGAUAUGGACGAAACACUGCUGAAGUUCUGGGGUACGUCCUUCGUGCACAAUGAGCUCGUUCUAGCCGUUUUGGAAACUCUCUCAGAGGACGUGUUUUGGCGGGACGAUCCCAUUCGUGGCCCGGAACUUAAAAAGGCACUCGUUCAAAUCUUUACUCCAUCCGCUGUUCUCGAUCAGAUCAUCACCUCAAAGAGUGGAAAUGUGAUAUAUCGAUAUGGCCAAGAGGGAUGGCUAGUUCGCAUCUGUGAGUUCUUGAACAGCUGCAUUCAGAACAUUUCGACUUCUGAGGAAGCCCGAGAUGCAGCUGUCAAAGCUCUCAAAACCCUGAGAUCCGCCCUAUCUUGGUGUGUUUACAACGCCGUUUCUGCUUCGCAGGUCGUCUCCAGCAUUUUCAGGUCUUUAACCUGCAGGGAUGAGCAGGUGCUCCUGGCUGCAAUCGAGGCAUUGCAUCAACUUUAUGGAAGGAACGAUAUGGGCUGUCCAGAUACUCAUGGACUGAUCUGCCUAAUCUUUGAACCGGAUUAUCUCACCACCCUGCAGAACCUGUAUGAAUGGUCGAUCGUGGGUCCAGAAGAUGCCGAUGAACCUAAGUAUCUGAUUUCAAAGAAACUCUCUGAGAUGAUAUCUUACGUUGCCGGUUGCUUGGAAAUUGAACUAUUCACCCGCGCUAGCUUGACCAGCUUAGACCUCCCGCCUUUCUUCAACUUUAUGAUUGUGAUCAUGCAACACCAGAGCUUGACAGUGUCCAUACCUGUUUUGCACUUAUGGUCUAAACUAUUGACUCAUAAACAGAUUGGUAGCUCAGAUUUUGUGGUUUCCCAGACCCCAAGGUUCUUGAACAUCUGUACUCAACGGUUGAUACAGUGGGAGUCACUUUCUCCCAGUUCAGAUGACCCUACAGUGCAGUUUCUUCUCGAAGAUAUCGACACGACCCCGGAGCGUCAUGCAUUUGUCGGUAAUUAUCGCCGUUACUGUUCGUCAAUCAUCGAGACCAUUACAUUGAAGCGACCCCAAGAGGCGAUUAACGAGAUCCUUGCCCAAGUGGACAGCAACUUGGAUAAUUUAUAUAAUGGACUCCCACCCUACAACAUGCAAACUUUCAGCAAAUCUUCUGUUCCUCUUUUGCGGGCAGACGCUCAGUUUGCGGUGGUCGAGGCUGUAAUCAAGGGCUACUCUAAAUGGGUCGACACCCAUGGAAAGGCCCCGCAAGAAGUGGAACAGGAACGAGGCAGCUUGGAAUUUGCUGUGGAAAGUUGGGCGACUAGUUUGAUGCAAAGACCAUUUGAAGAUCCGGUCUUGAAACAGCGAGUCAUCAAGCUGGUGGUUGAUAUCUCUACCCGAGCUUUAAGCAAUCAUUCGGCCUACGCCCUCAAGGUGCUGGAGCAUAUUCUCAUGACCCGGCUUCCGGAUCUUGAGAUUUACCCGGCCUACUCCGAGGCAGUGAAAGAGUUACAUGGACUGGCAAGUCAUGAACUUCGGCGCCUUGCGAUCCGGUAUGCCGACUAUUUCUCUACUUUCUAUGAUCUGCUUGCGCCAAAGAUUCAAGAGAUUUCUAUGGCGAAUCAGGUCGAUGACAAGCUCAAAAUGGAGCUUACUUCAAUCCUUCUCAUCAUUAUGCAACGAGCAAACAAUGUUGACCCGACUAUACGCCAAGAGCGUCUGGCUUAUUUCCUUGAGCCCAUUCGAGUUGCAUGGGGUGACGAACAGUUCCGUAAUAUGUCCUCAUCGCUCGAGGCAUUCUGCGUGGGGCUUGGAAUAGAGAACGUUGGGUCAUUUAUGCAAGCUAAGCAAGCACAUCUGAUCUCAGAUUGGUCUUUGGUUGCCCUGGAUGAUGAGGGGAAGCUUGUCCAGGAGCAGAUGACUCGGAAAUUCCAAAUGCUUCCUCUCCGUGGAACCAAAACCAUGUUAGCGGUCUCUACGGAUAAGUUGAAGCGCACAUCUGAAGCGUAUUCGGUUGCCUGUGAUAUGUGGCAUGACCUGAUUCCCAAGAUUCUUCCGACUCUCCUCCAACUUGUGAGCCAUGCACACGCCUUCCACAACCCGACUAAUUGGGCUGUCAGCAAUGAAGUGCGGGCCGUGGUUGAGCGCAUCUUAACUGAUCGGUUCUGGCAAGCUGGUAUCUCCAAUGGCAGCCGUGAGGAUUUCUAUGCCAAAAUCACCGCCUCCAAGGCCACUCUGGAAGGAUUUGCGUCCUCUGUCCGUGGUAAAGUUAGAGCUGUUCGCGAAUCGGGCUAUUCUAUGCUGUUCAGCAUGAGCAGACUGCGUCAUCAAUUCUAUGGAUACACAGAGCUCCCGGGGCCUCUAUCUGAGGCUCUUUUCAAAGACGCUGAGCAUCUUUCGUCCCACCAAUAUUCCGUUCUGCUUAAUGUCUCCCGCUGCCUGAUUGAUGACUGCCCGGCGGAGUAUCGUCCACAAUUUCUUCCCCCCAUGCUCUCCACUCUCUUCAGAAGUCUCGACCGAAAGAUUACAGCUGAAUGGGAGAUCAUCGAGCAGCGAAAGGAUGGAUUAGCCGAUGAUAACCUGGCGGAUGAAAUGAAGUCCGAGAGUGUCCUUCGUCAAUUAACUUACUCGGCCGUAAUUAUGGUGGCCAGUUUGCUCGACCCCCAACGAGGAGAUCCGGACAAAGCAGAACUUGGCCGGAAAUUAUUCACUACAGGAACUCCCGAUAUUGCAGAUUCUCUCCGUACCUUCGUCCUCUCGUCACCGGAGAUCUUCGAACCCUUGAUGCUCUUUUGCACACACGCUCUUCGUAUGCGCGAUACCAGGUGCUGCAGUAUCAUUACUCGCGUUAUUCGGUCGAUUCUAACGGAGUUUGCACCUCCCUUGAAUACUCCCACAAUCUUGACCAUUCGUGAGUUCAUUUGUUCAGAUGUGCUGAAGGCGUGCAUCACCUCCGUGCAUGAACCGUAUUUUGUCGACAUGCAGAAGGACUUGGCACAGCUUAUUGCAUCGAUUUGGGGGUUGUACUGCACCGCCAGUCUCACGCCUCGUUCUAUCUUCCUUACACUGCCAGGUAUGACAGAGGAGAAAGUUAUCCGAACAGAGAUGCAACUUCAGGGAUGUACCAGUCCCCGACAGCAGCGUGCUUUGGUACUGGAGCUCUUGGACUCUCUUCGAGGUGUAAGCAUUGCCGAACAAGGAAAGAUUCUUGGCUCGCUUGAUCGUCGCAAAGCCCGCAGCGUUCUCCAGCAGAGAUACAUGGUCAACGAGAUGGAGACUCAACAGGAGGUGGCUCGGGUUGAUAUCAAUGAUGGACCUGACCUUUCCGGCGUUGCGGAUAUGUUUGGCUAG
This is a messenger RNA of Penicillium taxi, 3681 nucleotides long. RefSeq names its product karyopherin MSN5. Gene Ontology annotation, cellular component: RNA nuclear export complex; nucleus; cytoplasm. Gene Ontology annotation, molecular function: nuclear export signal receptor activity; RNA binding. The record is from RefSeq and is a predicted model, not a curated record. NCBI's taxonomy places the organism in Eukaryota, Fungi, Ascomycota, Eurotiomycetes, Eurotiales, Aspergillaceae. Gene Ontology annotation, biological process: protein export from nucleus; RNA export from nucleus. The transcript is spliced from 3 exons. Bases 1 to 3681 code for a protein of 1226 amino acids.